GCGUGUUUGCUGCCAACCACGACCAGCCCCGACGCUCGACACGCUGGACAACACCACAAAAAUGAGCAACGUUCGUAAUCGCAUCCUCUUCGUCAGUGGAUUCCAUCCGUCGACUCGCGCCCGCGACUUGGCCUUUGAAUUCGAACGCUAUGGACCCUUGGUGCGCUGCGACGUUCCUGCCCCUCGCAAUCCUCACGCUAGCUCCAACCCCUAUGCAUUUGUCGAGUUCCGCAGCCAGCGCGACGCCGAAGAUGCCUACUACGACAUGCACGGGCGAUACUUUGAGGGUUGUCGGCUGAGUAUCCAGUGGGCGAAGAACCCUCCCUCCUCGGUUUGGCGCUAUGACCGACGCUCCCCGCCACAACGGUCCACCCGCGAACGCGAACGCGAGCGUUCCCGCAGCCCCCGCCGCCGCUCCGAGAGAGACUAUAGAGAUGACCGGGACAGGGAUAUCGAUAAAGGUAGAGAUGACAGAGACAACAGAAGGAGGCGGAGCAGGAGCCCCGACAGGAGGCGUAGCCUCACUCCCGAGCGGAGGAGGGACGACCGCGACCGUGGUCGCACGCCUCCCUUGGACGACAUCAAAAAGGAUGAUGAUCGUGAAAGGGCUCGUGCUCAGACUCCCCCUUAUGAUCACUAAGGUUAAGUCCGCCGAACACUUUUGCUUUUCUUGCACCCUUUGAGUUUCGAAGACCAAAAAUAACACUGCAAAAUUGAUAAUACCGUAUAUUUUCCGCGUUACUUUGCUACCUCUUUGAAUUUUAUGAGCUUCCCUGAGUGUG
Molecule: messenger RNA, 782 nt
Organism: Pisolithus orientalis
Lineage: Eukaryota; Fungi; Basidiomycota; Agaricomycetes; Boletales; Pisolithaceae
Exons: 5
Coding region: 62-640 (192 amino acids)
Biological process (GO): mRNA splicing, via spliceosome
Cellular component (GO): nuclear speck
Molecular function (GO): RNA binding
Source: RefSeq, a predicted model, not a curated record